Molecule: messenger RNA, 948 nt
Organism: Penicillium malachiteum
Lineage: Eukaryota; Fungi; Ascomycota; Eurotiomycetes; Eurotiales; Aspergillaceae
Gene: stm1
Exons: 6
Coding region: 1-948 (315 amino acids)
Cellular component (GO): cytoplasm; nucleus
Molecular function (GO): RNA binding
Source: RefSeq, a predicted model, not a curated record
AUGGUGGACGUUCGGUCCAAGAACCUCUACGAGCUUCUUGGCAAUGACCCCGAGCUCGACCCUAGCAGACCCCCUGCCCCUCCCGCCCGGGCCGUCGACCGACCCGCUCCCCGCGUUGGCAAGCGUGAUGCCCCCAAGGAGGCUCCUGCUGCCUCUGCUUCCGCCCCUCGCUCAGAGAACAAUGGCCGCCGUGGUGGCCGUGUGAACACUGGCAACGACGCUGCCUUCCGUGACCGCAACGCCGGCCGCACCAACAACCGCUCCAAGCCCACUGAGGAGGGUGAGCAGCCUUCUCGCCCUCGUGGCAACCGUGGUCCCCGCGGUGACCGCCAGUCCCGCACUGGUCAGACCGACACUCGCAAGCAGGUCCAGCAGGGCUGGGGCGGCGAGUCCGGCGAGAAGACCCUCGACGAUGAGCGCGUUGGCGAGAACAUCGCCAAGGAGGACGAGAAGGAGCCCCAGACCCCCGUCGAGGAGGCUGAGGAGGCCGACAAGUCCAAGUCUUACACCGACUACCUGGCCGAGAAGGCCGCUCGUGACAGCCUUGCUGCUAAGCCCGUCCGUGCCGCCAACGAGGGCACCAAGGAGGACAAGAAGUGGGCCGCCGCUACCGCUCUGAAGCGUGUUGAUGAGCAGGAGAGCUACAUGGCUCCUACCUCCGAGAAGACUCAGCGCCAGAAGCAGCGCAAGGAGAAGAACGUCCUUGACGUCGACAUCCUCGCUCCGGUCCUUCCUCCGGACCCCGCGGUGGCCGUGGUGGCGACCGUGCCCCCCCGUGGUGACCGUGCUCCUCGCGGUGACCGUGCUCCCCGUGGUGACCGUCCCGCUCGUGGUGGUCCCCGUGGUGGUGCUCCCCGCGGUGCCCCCGCUGCCCGUGGUGCUCCUCGCGCCGCCGCCGCCGGUCCUACCGUCGAUGAGAAGAACUUCCCCAGCCUGGGCGGCAACUAA